UAUCCAAACUGGUCCCAAGGGAACACAAGGGUUGGAUGAACCGAGUCAUCCAGAGUAAACCCAAGAGGAAAGCCUUGAAACCCUUUCCCUCUUCUCGUCAACCCCCUUCCCUCCUCCCUCAUCUCGGAUAAAAAAAUAAAAUGAGUUGGGGAGUUGGGGGACCAAGGGAGUGGUAUCUCCGGGCCUUCAAACCCCUCUUCCUGGGUUAAUCCAAAUCAUCUGAGGGCUGGGUGUAAGCGGACCCCAGGAGUCAGGAGACUGGGAACAGAGAAGAGAAGCAAACAAAAGAAAGCAACAGUAGAGAAGAAGAAGGAAGGUAGCAAUUUUCCCCAAGGUAUUAAUCCCAAGAAGAGGACGACGAGGAGGGGAGGAAGAAAAGAAAUUUGGGGUAUUUUCUUUUCUUUUUCUCUGGAUUACCUACACCCUCCCCUCUCUUCUGUCGGAGACUUUUAUCUGCUUUUCAAGGGAAGAUGGCUUUGAUUUCUCCCUGAAAUGGUGAACUCUUGAACUAGGCCCACAAGUUAUUUUUCACAGAAAGUCUUUCUUCCAUUUGCUAAUAAGUGUUCCUCGAAAGCAUUCUUCAGUUAUAACUCCAAUGGUUCUCUGUGUGUGUGCGCGCGCUCUCUCUCUCUCAUAAAGAUAGUCUGUCAACUAUCUAAUUUGCAGUUUGUUGCUGAAUGAACAAUACCUAGAACCUGCAAGAGGCGUCAGAAGCUUUAUAUAUUUAUCACUACAAGUGAAUGCGGAUAUGGAUGACAGUGGGCAGAGGGAGAACGGGAGGCACAAGACAGAUCAAUAUAAACAAGUGCACACACAGUGGAUGAUGCCUCAACAUCAGCUAAAGGAGAACCAUACUAUAAAGAUCAUGACCAUCAUGGCUGAGCGUGACAAUGCUAUUCAAGAACGCAAUAUAGCUCUUGCCGAGAAGAAAGCUGCUUUGGCUGAACGAGACAUGGCGAUCCUCCAACGUGAUGCUGCAAUUUCGGAGCGGAAUAAUGCCAUCAUGGAACGAGACAAUGCUAUUGCAGCUCUUCAGUAUGCUCGUGAGAAUGGCUUGAAUGGUAAUGGUGCAUCUGCAUGCCCUCCCGGGUGCACAGCUCGUGGGACAAAACACAUUCAUCACCACCAGCAGCAACACCUUCAGCAUAUUCACCUCUCACCACCACAACUAUCAGAUGCUCCCUACAACCACACAAGAGAGAUGCAUAUAACUGAGGCAUUUCCAAUCUCAACAGCUUCAGAGGGUGUUGCGAAGGGCAGAAAGGCUAAACGGCCAAGGAAGGAGAACAAAGUCCAAAAUUCUCCAUCCAAGAAGUCUUCAAAGUCCCCGAGGAAGAGCAGAAAAGGUGGAGGUGAAGACUUGAACAGGCAGGUCACUAUUGCAAAGCCGGCCAGUGAGUGGAGGAAUGAGGUCAGAGGUGGGGAUGAUCUCAACAAGCAGGUAGCUCUGACAAAGCAUCAGGAGUGGAAGGGUCAGGAUCUGGGUCUGAACCAGGUCACCUUUGACGAAGCAACGAUGUCCACACCUGUCUGCUCAUGCACAGGAAAAUACCAGCAGUGUUACAAGUGGGGGAGUGGAGGGUGGCAGUCGGCUUGCUGCACCACCACGCUGUCCAUGUACCCGCUGCCGGUGAUGCCAAACAAGAGGCAUGCUCGUGUGGGAGGGCGCAAGAUGAGUGGUGGUGCAUUCAGAAAGCUCCUCAGCCGACUCGCAGCAGAGGGCCAUGAUCUGUCACAGCCGGUGGACCUUAAGGAGCACUGGGCUAAGCAUGGAACAAAUCGUUAUAUCACAAUCAAGUGAGGCAAAUGCUGUGAUGAGUCUUAGGUUUUAAGAAUUAGGCUAGGGAAAAGACCAGUUUUUAUGAUUCAGCCUUCUUUUUGUUCCCCUAGAGGGAAUAUGAUGGCUCCAGAGGAGCAUAGGAUUAGGAUCUUAGUGAACAUGGGGGUGAUGUGCUGAUGUUAGGUGGUUGGUUACUCUGUCUUUUGUGUCAUUGCCCUGGGAGUGAAAACUUGGAAAUGGAAUUUGGCUCCUGAAUAUGUACUUUAAGUUAUGUAUAUAUAUUUUUAAUUUCACCAGACACGAUGAGCUGGUAUUUGCUGAAA
Molecule: messenger RNA, 2103 nt
Organism: Elaeis guineensis (African oil palm)
Lineage: Eukaryota; Viridiplantae; Streptophyta; Magnoliopsida; Arecales; Arecaceae
Source: RefSeq, a predicted model, not a curated record